AUGGAGUUGAUUAUGGUAAAGAAAAGUAGAACAUGGGUAAACCAUAUAGAUGCAGGUUUCACUAAGUUUCUAUUCUCCUUGUCUCUUGACAACAUUUUUAAUGAGGAUCUUUACACUGACCAGGUGGUGGAUAUACCAGCAUCAUUUGAAUCAGUAAAUCAAUACUAUGGCUCAUUUGUCCACCCUUUACAAGAGGAUAUCCGGGCAAAGCUAUGUUCAUGCCUAGAUGACAUCUCCAAGGCCCCAUUUGAGGAAGUCUCAUCUUGUAAUGUGUCCUCUAACCUAGGUAAGAACUUCAGACUCUCUGAAGAUGUCUUAAAUGAUGAGUCCCAGUCAGUUGAGGUCUUCAUACAUGAUAUAAAAGUUGGCGAGUGGAGUAAAAAUGACCAUGGGAAAGAGACUUACAAACCAAUGUCAGGUGAUCUGGUUUUGUUUUCCAAUUAUAAGCCUGAGUCUGUAUCAGACUUAAAUCGGAAAGGAAGAACAUGGAUUCUUGCGUUGGUGAGAUUUGUCUAUGAUGAUGAGGAAAAAAAUUCAUCAACUCAUUUCAAUGUUAUGGCAUCCAAAGAUAAGGAGAACAAUUCCUCAACACAUUUCAAUGUUAUGGCAUCCAAAGAGAUUGGUGUUGAAGAUCUGUACAUGGUAUUCUUGAUAAAUGUGUUGACUGAGAAAAGGGUUUGGCACUCACUUCAUAGUUGCAGCAAUGCUGAAAUCAUUAAGAAAGUUAUAGAAACUGAUGAUAGUGAGGCUUUGGAAGAUUGCAGAUAUUGUGACCCUAUGAAUAGCCUGCAGUUGUCUGCAAUGUGGAAUGAUAGUCUUUUAUCCCAGCUGAACAAAUCUCAAAGAGAUGCUGUUAUGUCAUCGCUUAUCCGAACCAACUGUUCCCAUAAACCUUCCAUAGAUCUUAUAUGGGGUCCUCCAGGGACUGGGAAGACUAAAACUAUUAGUUUGCUACUUUUUAAACUCUUGAGUAUGCAAUGCAGCACUCUUGUAUGCACCCCAACAAAUGUAGCUGUAAAAGAAAUUGCUUCUAGAACACUAAAGUUGGUGAAACAAGAUUCUUUUGAUGAUGCCUUUUUGCUACCUCUUGGAGAUUUGCUCCUGUUGGGGAAUAACGAUCGCCUAAAAGCCCGUGAUGAUCUUGAACUGAAAGAGAUCUAUCUUGACUUUCGUGUUGAGCAGCUUACUAUGUUGUUGUCUCCACUUAGUGGGUGGAGGCACUCUUUGAUCUCAAUGAGUGAUUUUUUCACAGAUUGUGUCUCUCAGUAUGAAAUUUACUUUGACAAUGAGUUGAUCAAAGAAAAGGCAAAAGAAAAAGAAAAAGAAAAUGAGAAUGGAAAGGAAAAAGGGAAGGAAAAAGAAAAGAAAAAGGCUAAAGAAAAGGCAAAAGAAAAAGAAGUUGUAUCGGAAGAAAAUAUAUUAUCAUUCCUUGAGUUUUCCAGGAACAGAUUCAAUCUUGUUUCUUCCAGUUUGAGAAGUUGCAUACCUUUAUUGUUUGUUCAUCUACCACGGCAUUUUAUUAAUGAACCUAAGAAGCUCAAAAUGAUAAUACUUUUCGAUCUCCUUGAUCAAUUGGAAAAACAGUUGUUUAAUGAAAAUGUUUCAUCAGAAGAAUUGAAGAAAAUCUUCUUGCGGUCUGAUGAAAUAUGUCGGGACUCUGAUGAAGCAUUAUCAUCUCCUUUACAUACAGUGAGAAAGACUCUAUCUUCCCUAAAAGACCUUCAAGCUUUUCUUCAUAAUCUAAACCUUCCAAAUGUAAAGGUUAAGGAUUCAGUGAAGCAAUUCUGCAUUAAAUCGGCUUCCUUAGUUUUCUGUACGGCUUCAACCUCAUAUAAUUUGCGUUUUCCGCAUGUGAGAGAUUUCAAAUUGUUGGUUAUUGACGAGGCGUCACAACUGAAGGAAUGUGAGUCAACUAUACCACUUCAACUUCCUCAAGUCAUGCAUGCAAUACUUGUUGGUGAUGAGCGACAAUUACCAGCUAUGGUUACCAGCAAAGUUUCUGAAAGAGCUGGCUUUGGGAGAAGUUUGUUUGAACGACUUAGUUUGAUGGGACAUUCUAAGCACCUUCUCAAUAUGCAGUAUAGAAUGCAUCCAUCAAUAAGUUUGUUUCCAAACUCAAAGUUCUAUUCCAACAUGAUACUGGACGCAUCUAAUGUCGUCAAACAAGAUUAUGAGAGAAGGUAUCUUACUGCACCCAUGUUUGGGCCAUACUCUUUCAUCAAUAUUCGAAAUGGGUUAGAAGAAAGAGAAGAUGAUGGGAGAAGCUUAAGAAAUAUGGUUGAGGUGGCAGUUGUCAUUAAGAUAAUAAGGAAUCUUUAUAAAGCUUGGUGUGAUUCCAAAAUGAGGCUUAGCAUUGGUAUUAUAUCGCCCUAUGCAGCUCAGGUUGCAGCGAUACGAGAUAAACUUCCAUCUGAUUAUAAGGACCUUGAUGGGUUCAAAGUUAAGGUCAUGUCUAUUGAUGGAUUUCAGGGUGGAGAAGAAGAUAUCAUAGUGAUAUCUACUGUUAGAUCUAAUGCCGGCGGAUAUGUUGGUUUUAUGUCGAGUCAUCAACGAACUAAUGUUGCAUUAACAAGAGCUAGGCACUGCCUUUGGAUUCUGGGAAGUGAAAAAACCUUGGAAAACAGUGAGACAAUAUGGGCAUCCUUGGUCCGUGAUGCAAAGCAACGUCAAUGUUUCUUCAAUGCUGAUGAUCAAAAAGAUAUAGAGAAAACAAUACUUGACGUCAAGAAACAACUUGAUCAGUGGAAUGAUUUGCUCAAUGAUGAUAGCAUAUAUUUCAAGGAUGCACAAUGGAAGGUUCUUUUUAGCGAAAAUUUUAAAAAAUCACUUUUUAAGCUGAGUUCAACACGCAAAAAGAAGUCAGUAAUGACUCUCUUGCUUAGUCUUUCAAGUGGUUGGCGUCCCAAGAGUAAAAACGUGGACUUGGUUUGUCAAAAUUCAUCACAUAUCUUGAAGCAGUUCAAGGUUGAAGGGCUCUUUCUUGUUUGCAGCAUUGAUAUAAAGAAGGAAGAAAUGUAUAUUCAAGUUUUAAAAAUCUGGGAUGUGUUGCCUUGUGAUGAAGUCCCAAAAUUGGUGAAACGUCUUGAGGGGUUGUUUGCCAUGUAUACUGAUGAAUACAUCAGUCACUGCAAAGAAAAGUUUCUUCAAGGGAAUUUGGAGUUCCCCAAGACAUGGCCAACGACAUUUAACAUUGUCCAAUUUAAGACUCUUGGUCAUCAAGAAUGUGGAAAUUUGAACCAAGAUAAUCUUAUUAGUAGUAAUUAUGUAGAGAAUUCAAAGGUUAGCGAGAGCUUGCUUUUGAUGAAAUUCUACUCUUUGUCUUCUGGUGUGACGAGACAUUUGCUGUCCAAUCAAGAAGGAAAAGAACUGGAGUUACCAUUCGAAGUAACAGACCAGGAACGAGAUUUAAUUCUUUUCCCACAAAGUACUUUUAUACUUGGAAGGUCUGGUACGGGGAAAACAACAGUUCUAACAAUGAAGCUUUAUAAAAAGGAGCAAAGGCACCGAAUUGCUUCAAUGGGUUUCAGUGCAUUAGACAUUAAUGCAACUUCUAAUGUUAAAGAAAGAAAGAAAGUUGGAGAAACUAGUCGGCCUGAAAAAGAAACUAUCCUCCGCCAACUUUUUGUGACAGUGAGUCCAAAGUUAUGUUAUGCCAUAAAGCAACAUGUUUCUGGACUAAAAAGAUUUUCUUGUGGAGGAAGCUUCUCAGUUGAUGAAAAAUCAGAAGAUCUUGAUGAGAGCGCAUGGUUUACUGAUAUAUCUAAUUCAUUUAUUGACAUCCCCAAUCAAACGUACCCUCUUGUUAUUACAUUUAACAAGUUCCUAAUGAUGCUCGAUGGAACAUCUGGUAAUUCAUUCUUUGAAAGGUUUGUUGGUCUUAGCGAGUUUUACGGAAAAAGAUUGAAUUCUAGGUCAAUUGCUUUGCAAACAUUCAUUAGAACUAAGGAGGUCAACUACGAUAGAUUCUAUUCAUUCUAUUGGCCUCAUUUCAACUCCAAUCUGACAAAGAAGUUUGAUCCAUCGAGAAUAUUUACUGAGAUCAUUUCUUGCAUAAAAGGUGGCUUGCAAGCUGGGAAGACUUAUAGUGGAAAACUUGAUUUGGAGGAAUACAAAGCAUUAUCCAAUGGCAGGACAUCUACUUUGACGAAACAAAGGAGGCAUGAAAUCUAUGAGAUUUUUCUAGAUUAUGAGAAAAUGAAGUCGGAGAAUGGUGACUUUGAUUUAGCAGAUUUGGUAAUUGAUCUUCACCAUAGGCUAUCAAAAGAGAGAUUUCAGGGUGAUGAAAUUGAUUUUGUAUACAUCGAUGAAGUGCAAGAUCUGAGCAUGCAACAGAUCGCACUUUUCAAGUAUGUUUGCAAAAAUGUAGAAGAGGGUUUUGUUUUUUCAGGGGAUACUGCACAGACAAUUGCAAGAGGAAUAGAUUUCAGGUUUGAAGAUAUAAGAUGUCUUUUCUAUAACGAGUUUAUGUCGGAAUCAGGAGGAGAUGUUACUGGUAGAAAUGAUGUUAAAGGGAAAAUGUCUGAUAUCUUCAACCUUAACCAGAACUUUCGUACACAUGAUGGUGUUCUAAGAUUGGCUCAAAGUGUAAUUGACCUUAUUUACAAUUUUUUCCCUCAAUCUAUUGACUUUUUGAAUCCAGAGAGAAGUCUUAUUUAUGGUGAAUCACCUGUUCUACUUGAAUCGGGAAAUGACGAGAAUGCAAUUGUAACUAUAUUUGGGAGCAGCGGAAGUAUGAGUAGUAACAUUAUUGGGUUUGGAGCCGAGCAAGUGAUUUUAGUUCGAGAUGAUGAUGCUAGAGAGGAAAUAUCUUGCUAUGUUGGAAAGCAUGCACUAGUUCUUACUAUUAUGGAGUGUAAAGGGUUAGAGUUUCAGGAUGUGUUAUUAUAUAAUUUCUUUGGUUCAUCGCCACUGAAGAAUCAAUGGAGAGUUGUUUAUGAGUUCAUGAAGCUUCGAGAAUUACUUGAUGAUAAAUGCAAGUCAUUUCCAAGCUUCGAUACCACGAGACAUGGUAUUCUAUGCUCUGAGCUGAAACAACUUUAUGUUGCCAUUACCCGUACGAGACAAAGGUUGUGGAUUUGCGAGAACAAAGAGGAGCUCUCAAAACCCAUGUUUGACUACUGGAAGAAGUUGUGCCUUGUUCAAGUCAGGCAAUUAGAUGAUUCUCUUGCAAAGGCAAUGCAAGUGGCAAGUUGCCCUGAGGAAUGGAAACAAAGGGGCAUAAAGCUAUUUUAUGAGAGUAAUUACGAGAUGGCUACAAUGUGCUUCGAGAGGGCUGGAGACUUAACCUGGGAGAGAAGAGCUAAAGCUACUGGACUCAAGGCUGCUGCUGACCGGCUUCGCGGUUCAAAUGAUGAAUUAGCUUUUACGAUACUUCGUGAAGCUGCUAAAAUUUUUGAAUCUAUUGGAAGGGCUGAGAUUGCUGCAGAAUGCUUAUUUGAACUAGGAGAGUACGAGAAAGCUGGGAGAAUUUAUUUGGACAAGUGUGGGAAGCCUGACUUAACAAAGGCUGGAGAAUGUUUCUUUCUGGCAGGUCGGUCUGACCUUGCAGCUGAAGUCUACGCUCGGGGAGGCUUCCUAGCCGAGUGCUUAGAUGUAUGCAAUAGAGGAAAACUCUAUGAUAUGGGCUUGAAGUACAUAGAGUACUGGAAACAACUCAAUCACUCUGAUGGCGGUUUUAUUAAAAAUAGCAGUGGAAUUGAUGAAAUCGAACAAAAGUUCCUCCAUAAUUGCGCAAUGAAUUACUACAAACUUGAAGAUCGAGUAUCCAUGAUGAAGUUUGUUCGAGCUUUUCAGUCAACUAAUACAAAACGCCAGUUUUUGAAAUCUUUAGAUUGCCUGGAUGAGCUUUUAUUGGUAGAACAAGAAUCGGGUAAUUUUUUGGAGGCUGCCGUGAUUGCAAAGAUGAGGGGUGAUCUUCUUUUGGAGUCUGAUCUAUUGGGGAAGGCAGGCUGUUCUAAUGAAGCUGCCAGGCUUCUCAUUUGGUCGGUCUUUCUUACUUCUCUCUGGGCACAUGGAAGCACAGGUUGGCCUCUCAAGAGUUUUGCUACGAAAGAUGACCUUUUGGAAAAAGCUAUUUCAUUUGCAAGAACAGACCCAAACUUCUAUAAGAUGAUCUAUACUGAUGCGAUGAUUUUAUCAAGUGAGAAAGCAAAAUUGUCUGAUUUGAUUCUUUACUUGCAUGCCUCUGUGAGGAAUGGAAGCCUGCGAGGUGAAAUUUUGUCUAUACGGAGAAUUUUGGAUCUUCAUUUGUGCGUAAAUGGCUCCAAAUAUGAAUUGGAAGAUGAACUGGUAGAUGAUCCGUUUAGUCAUUCACAGAAGAUUCUUUCACGCAACAGUGUUUCUGUCGCAUCGUUGUUGUUCUACUGGAAUCUUUGGGCCAAAAUGAUAUACAAAAUCAUCAGCUUUCUAGAAUCUUCUAAGAAACUGGAUCUUGAGGAGAACAAUGCCUAUGUUCUGUUCUGCUUUGAAUAUUUUGGUGUAAGGAAGCAACAUAACAAUCUGAAUUCUAGCACCUACCAUUUGUUGAAUCCUGAAGCUGAUUGGGUAAAAAAGAUUGACAAAAGAUUUAUUAGAAAGAAAGGAAACCUACUUUAUACUGACCUUAGCAAUUUUUCCACUGUUUCUUUGAGCCACUGGCGUUCCGAAUUGCUUUUUGUCGGUCUAAAGGUUUUGGGAACUCUUGAAGUCAUUUCUGGCAGGAUUUCCCCAUCUCUCUUUUGCAGGACCAUGCCCCUUUUACACAUAUACAUGAUUGCAAAAUUUCUGAAUUCAAAGGAUCUUGGGAAACAUCAUGAUUUGCAGAGACUGCAAUAUUUUCUUAGAAAAUCUCAUCAGCAUUUUCAGAAUGUGUUUCCAUUGGACUGGAACCAAACUUUGAAUGAUAACAUUGUUUUCUUGAGAAGAACAGACGAUUUCCGAAGUUUAUUGCAUGAAUCUUUGCUUGAAGGUGUUUUGUCUAAGGGUGAUCUUACACAUGGGCAAAUUGGUAGAAUAAUGGCAUUGUAUCUUUCCUCUGGCAGACCAACUGACGAAAUGGUCAUGAAGAUUGCAGAAAGGCUCAAUCGUCAUUCAUCUUGGAAAAUUUUCUUUGAGGAUUCUAAUCAGGACAUAGUGACCCGAAUUUCACAGAACCAGUCAAUUAUAGUGAAAAUAUCUUCUGCAUACAAGCUCAUGACAGCUUUGAAAGAGACAUACGGAGCUAACUGGAAGGUGCCCGAUUACAUAUCUCCAAUAUGUUUCUUGUAUAUCUUGGAACGCCUUCUCCUGCUCACUUCCCGCUCCCAAAAAUUUCUUUACACCACAAAAUCUGUUUUUGUGGAAUGGCUUAUUUAUGAGAAACCAGGUGAGAAUCUUACAAUCAACCCAAAAGAAGAUGCACUACACGAGAUUUUCAGUUAUAUUGAAUACUUAAUCAGGCAACUCCUUUAUGACCAUGAAACAGAACAAUGGAUACGGAAUUCCAGUGUUAAUAUUGUUAACUUCUAUCCGAUAAUGGUGUUGAGAUGUGUGAUAAUGUCUUGCUUGCUUUACUUAAAUACGGGUAAUGACAUGUUAAACCAAAUUCUUAGACAGAAACACAUCACUUCAAGACUGCCGACAAACUUUUAUACUGCUCUAAGGACGAGAAAUACUAGGCUGAAUGCAGAUGUAAUAUCCGAUGCACUAGCAAUGAUUGGUAAUCCACUUGUGAUUGUCAGUUGGCAAGAUAGAUGUCCAGUAACUGUAUCUCCUAGUGUCAUUUUUCUGGAACUUAGAGAUGGAAUGAAUAGGGAAAGUAUAUUAAGUUUGUUGUUUCCACGGAAAACAACUCUACCUGAAUCUGUAGAACAUGAAGAAGACCAAGCGAAGAAUGUCGAUUCUUUGUCUUUGAGUGAGCCAAUUGAAAUCGCCGCCUUGUUCCAGGAAAUAUCUUAUGCUUUGAGAUCAGUAAAGGAUACAACUGAUAAGAGUUUUGAUAGGUUCAUAUCUCAUCUUCCACAUAUAAAGGUAAAUUCAACUUCUCAACGUUAUCUAAUGUUCAAUUGA
Impatiens glandulifera is the source of this 8025-nucleotide messenger RNA. RefSeq lists its product as uncharacterized. The transcript has 12 exons. The record is from RefSeq and is a predicted model, not a curated record. Gene Ontology annotation, molecular function: helicase activity; ATP binding. NCBI's taxonomy places the organism in Eukaryota, Viridiplantae, Streptophyta, Magnoliopsida, Ericales, Balsaminaceae. The coding region runs from base 1 to 8025 and encodes 2674 amino acids.